CUUCCUGGUUUCUGUCCUUUUGAACUGCUGUGUGAAGACAACAGCUUCUCAAUACAUCCCAGGAUUAAACAUGGAUCUGACGGGGGUCAGAUGGACUGAGAACGAGUAUUCUCUCAAUGGAUAUGUGUCCAAAUACAUCAGCUCAUUUCCAAACAUCAUACAAAUCACAGAAGGAUUUCUAGGGAAGCAGGAAAUAGACAGCAUCAGUUCAAGUAUGGUGAUUAGAGUCCAUUCUUUAUACAGCCAAAGGAGAGUAAUAGCUGAAUCAAAAGGGAAGUUGUUCUCAAUACCAAUAAAACUGAAAACCCUGAAAUUCAUCCCUUCUGGAGAAGGUUCCUCUCCCAUCAAUGGCCCCAUUUUGCAAUUACCUAUGACACUACAAGAAAUACUGUCCAAUUAUCACCUCCCUGUUGCCAUUCAAUCCUACAAAGCACUAUCCUUCAAGGAAAAAGGGGAUGUGAAAUCCCAGGAUGAAAUACUUCCUGAACUACUACUGAAAGACACCUAUGAGGAGAACUUUUUACUUGGUCAUCCCAUUGACAAAAGUAAAAUAUUUACCAAAGAGCCCAUUAUGGUUCCAAUGUAUAUGAAAGAACUGAAACUGGUGGUAGCUUUGGGAUUUACCAGUGAUGACAAAGACAAAUGGAACAAGACUUGUGAAUGGCUUACCAAACAAGUGGAAAAUGAAGGGGACAUGUCACAGGUUGCUUUUGAAGAAAUAUAUUUACUAGACAAAAAGAAUCUGUCAUCUCAGGAACCACGAUACAGCACCAUUGAGCCAAUAUAUAUUGACAUCGGUGAACUUGGAAUCGAACAGCAGAUAACUCAAAAACCCUCUACCUCCUAUGAGAUACAAAUUCCCAAAGUAUUAAAAGAGACCAAUGUAUAUAGCGGGGAUGAAGUGCCUCAAUUGGUUCCAAAUGUCACCACACCAAUAGCAAACAUCAGUGAUAUCCCAAAGGAUCUUCGAGGCUUGACUGUGAAGCAAGUGUGCGAUUGUCUUAACCUGCUCAACAUGAACCAGUAUGUAGAGGCAUUUAAGGCAGCACAGGUGGAUGGCCAGUUCUUGUAUGAGCUGGACCAUGAUAUGAUGACGAGUUGCAUGGGAAUGAAUGGACUUCAUGUUGUUAAAUUUAUGAGGUUCAGGGAUGGCUGGAGGCCUAAUAUGCAAGAUCAGUAGUGGUUAAAAAAGCAUGGAUUGUUAGGGGAUAAUUUAUGUAGUAAGGUGGCACAAUGCUAAUUUUUGAACAAAAAUAUUUUUCAAAACAUUUCUCUGCAAGUCUUUGUAGUACGGUAGAGGCAAUAGCGGCCAGUAGAGGCAACCAAUAGUGUGAGCUACACAUUAGCAGUGAGACACCGCCACCCAAAGUAUCUAAUAACAACUAUUGAAUUUCCAGUGGGCCAAGCAGCAGGGGCCCUUCAGGCAGUGUACUGACUGCAUAAUCAGUGGCUUGUGUAAAGUACAGGUUCACUUGGGCAAGUGUUCAUUUCACAAAAGCUUAUAUAUCUUAAAUAUUUCCACAGGGGCAUAAAUUAUUAGCCAUGGAAUUAUGGAGUUAGCUCACCCUUGUAAUAGAGCCCUCUUGCCUAAUGUCUUUAAAGAUUCUCAUUCAUCUAGGUCAAGUUAUACAGUAUCUAGUACAAUUAAGUCUAAAGCAACUAGACUUUCUGAGUUUUGUUCUCUGCAUUUUUACAAUCAUUAAAAUAAGCAUAAACAUGAUCAAAAUGGAAUCA
This is a messenger RNA of Xenopus tropicalis (tropical clawed frog), 1734 nucleotides long. RefSeq lists its product as hypothetical. NCBI's taxonomy places the organism in Eukaryota, Metazoa, Chordata, Amphibia, Anura, Pipidae. The transcript has 5 exons. The record is from RefSeq and is a predicted model, not a curated record. Bases 71 to 1180 code for a protein of 369 amino acids.